AUGUCUGAACAAGAGCGUAUACAGCAAUGCCUGAGGAAGGAAAUAAGGUCACUUCUCAUUUCCACCAAAGAUGGUUUGACCCCACAGCAGUUGGAAAAGGAGUACCUUUUGAUGGUUGGCAACCAUUUACCGCUCCGAAUCCUUGGGUAUCGGUCCACCAUGGAGCUGGUGUUGGAUAUGCCUGAUGUUGUCAGUGUCUGCCCCAGUGGGGAUGGUACUGUAAUACUGAAAGCCAUCCCAGAUGAGUCCACCAAAGGAAUAGCAAAUUUAGUUGCAAAACAGAAGAGCAACCAUAAGGUUCGAAACUCAGUGCAGAAGGGAAGGGCCAGUGUUUGCUCUGGUCCCAGCUCUCACCGGCGAGUACCUUACCGAGGAAGGGUGCCCCCUAUUCUUCCAGCUGUUGUGAAGAGUGAGUUGAAAGACCUCUUGGCGUUAUCUCCUGUUCUCCUUUCUGAUUUUGAAAAGGCGUUUGCCAAUCGAUUUGGACGAUCAUUCCAGUAUGUGCAGUAUGGCUUCCUUUCUAUGUUUGAAGUGCUGAAUGCCGCUUCAGAUGUUAUUUCUGUGGAGCAGACCAGAGCAGGGUCUUUGUUGACGCUGAAGAAGAGUGUAUCAGAGGAAAAGCAGAGAGGAUGGCCUGCAGGUAAGAUUUUCACCCAACCUUUUAGAAUGAAGCAACAAGGGUCAUGUCCCACAGGCUUCCCAGUAGCAAAGACACGCUCUUCACAACCCACUUCAAACAUAGAACCACCGAAGCAAAUACUGGGCAUGGAAAGGAAUUCUAGAUCAAAUGUAAUGCAGACUUCAAGGCUGAAUCACAGUGAAAAAUUAAACCAGUUGGAGAAUACCUUCAAAUCAGUUAUUGCACAGAUUGGACCUGGAGGGACUAUUAAUCCAGAACUAAAACAUAAGAUAAAAUUUGUUGUAUCCAAGUUUCCAGAGGGUUUGCUUAUUUCUAAACUGCUAAGAGAGUUUGAGUUGAUUUUUAAAGAGCAACUUUCACCCAAAAAACUGGGCUUCUUAAAUGUAAUAGAGCUUGUUGGAGCACUUAGUGACAUUCUCCAUGUUGAGUUCAGGGAAGGAGAACAAGACUUGCUGGUGUUUGAUGCUGAUAUGAAGCCUCUAGCAUCUGUUCAAUCAGAUAAGAAAAUAGAAGCCAAAGCUUGUGUGUCCAGUCCCCCUAGAAAUUCACUGUCUACUGCUGUUAUCAAGGAGACUACUUGGGAUUGCCCUUCAAAAAGCCAUAAGGAACCAGAACAGAAGAUUUUCAAGAAGCCUAAUCUGGUGGUAAAACCUUUGCAGCUGCAAAUAGAAAUGAACAAAUCCCAGCUCAGCUUGGCAGUGGCAAAUCAUGACAUCCCACCAGAUGCUGUGCAGGACAAGAAGUUAUGCAGACUGCCCCCAUUAGAUACCAGUACCCUCGUGGGUGUCUUUGUGGAGUAUAUAAUCUCUCCUAGUCAAUUCUACAUCCGAAUCUACAGCAGGGAUUCAUCAGAGUUACUUGAGGACAUGAUGAUUGAAAUGCGGCGCUGUUAUUCUAAUCAGUUGGUUUCUGAUCGAUAUGCCAUGCCAGAGUGUUUUAUCCAGCCAGGACAUCUCUGUUGUGUAAGGAUUUCCGAGGAUAAGUGGUGGUAUCGGGUCAUUAUCCAUCGAAUUCUCGGGAAACAGGAAGUUGAAGUGUUCUAUCCAGAUUUUGGAAACAUUGGAACUGUUCAGAAGUCUUCCCUGAGGUUCCUCAAGUGCUGCUACACCAAGCUCCCUGCUCAGGCCAUCCCUUGCUCUUUGGCCUGGGUGAGACCAGUAGAGGAACAUUGGACACCCAGAGCUAUUUUGCAGUUCCAGAAGUUGUGUGGUUUGAAGCCAUUAGUAGGGGUAGUGGAUGAAUAUGUAGAUGGGAUCCUGAACAUUUUCCUGUGUGAUACGUCCUCAAAUGAAGAUGUCUAUUUCCACCAUGUUUUGAGGACAGAGGGUCAUGCUAUUGUAUGCCGAGAAAAUGUCCCUUCUAAGGGUUUCAGAGACCUCAACCCUUUAGCUUUAUACACUAAAUCCAGUGUGAGGCCUGAGGACAUUGUCCUGAAAGAGCUGGGCUAUUCUUCCCAGCAGCACUAUUUUAACGAAGACCGAGAGAUCAGUCCACAAUCAAAAAAGAGUGACUUAUAUACCCUGCAAGAUAUUAAGGAUGAAAAGACUUUCAGUCACCUUAGAUCAGUCACCUCAGAGGAGCCAUUAAAGGAUUCUAAAUUACAUUCUUUGAAAAUACAAGAUAAGAGCUCUGAAGAAGAUCCAAAGUGGUCCAUCCCAGAGCUAAAGGAUCUGAAAGAAGAAAAUGAGGAUGAGAUCCCCACUGGAAUGCCUUGCCUGGAGUCAGUAACCAUAGGUGAUGAUAUUUGGGAUGAGAACUGGUUACCUUUGCAGGCUAAAAUGGGAAAAGAAAGUGAUGUUGCCUCUCACUUAUUUACCUCAAGCCUUGGUGGAAAGAAACCAUAUUCAUCAUGUAAAGAAUUGCCACAGAAGGAUUGGUGUUUUUCUUCACCCAAAGAUAUAUGGGAUGAUUCAUGGCAGCCUUCAGGCCUUGUGAACGGAAUGAAAGAAGUUCAAAUACCAGAAGGACUGGGUGCUCAAGAAAAACAUUUUGACGCACCCAGGAUUCAAAAGCAACCAAAUGUAGAGAGUGCCUCAGAUUCUCCCGUGUUGCCCAAACUGGAGGAGUUCUACAUCUCUCUUAUCCAGUCACAGCAGUCAGCAGAAAGCAGCCAGUUUGAGCCUAGCAACAUUCAGACUCCACCAAAGCAAAUUCAGCUGUCCUCAACUCCUGUAUUGGUCAAUUCUGGGUCAGUGGAAGGCUCCCCAAAGAGCCUAGAGAACGAAGAUUUUUCUAGUAGCUCUGCUAUUACGGUGUUCAAAGAUACAAGUCAGGGAGCCGUGGACCAGCUCUCUUUGAUUUUGUCUCCCGAGCACCAGAUUUCCCAGAAGCUCUACAUUCCUCGAAGCACAGCCACUGCUGCUUUAGGAGCUGCUGCAAGGCUCGCCACAUCCAAGAGCCUCCUGCACUGGUACCCAAGUGUGAAAAAGGUGGAGACAUGA
This is a messenger RNA of Rangifer tarandus platyrhynchus (Svalbard reindeer), 3081 nucleotides long. Lineage: Eukaryota; Metazoa; Chordata; Mammalia; Artiodactyla; Cervidae. The record is from the annotation of a GenBank genome assembly.